This is a messenger RNA of Gryllus bimaculatus (two-spotted cricket), 3977 nucleotides long. The record is from the annotation of a GenBank genome assembly. NCBI's taxonomy places the organism in Eukaryota, Metazoa, Arthropoda, Insecta, Orthoptera, Gryllidae.
AGUUUUCGACAUUUAGAAGACGUGUAAUUACGUUUUUGUACUCGCAUUGUGUAUAUUGUUACUAUUAUUCUUUAUAUGUAAUUUUAUAUUGGUGACUUAAUGUUUAGACCAUUAUUAUGGCGUAUUUUGCUUAAACAUCGGAGGCCGGAAUUGAUUCAAAGCAAAAUGGCUUCUACUUUUUGUAUUAUGUUAUUUUCGGUGUACUUGUGCACAUUACUUCAUGUAGUCGUGCAAUUAACUCAAUUCAUUGUAUGAAAUUAAACAUUUCUAUGUUAGUGGUUUUGAAUUGUGUAGAUGUUGAUUUAUUUUAACUAUGCAAUUUACCUUCCGUGCUGAAUGAUGACUCAAGGAGAGAAUCUCCAGUUCACAGUAGCCGUAUUAGUCUUAACAGCCUCUGUGUUGAUUAUUUAACUAGAAGCUGCUUUGUUCAAUUCUUGCUACAGUAUUAAUUAUCAAAAGUCAUAUUGACAUCGUAACUUGAUUAUUCUUAGGUUUUAGGAGUUAUCAUCAUGCAGACGAUAAAGUGUGUGGUGGUCGGAGACGGAGCAGUAGGAAAAACGUGUCUCCUAAUUUCGUACACAACAAAUAAAUUUCCAUCAGAAUAUGUGCCAACUAUUUUUGGAUUGGAUUCCUAGCAUAUGUUGCCAUUUAUCAGUUGAUGGCAGUUUUCUGAAUCAGUGGGUGCCACUUAUGCUACUUGAAGAAUUUUCUUUGAAGUUCUGAAAAGCUACAUCAUCUUGAAGACUCAGGACUAUAAACAAAAUUUAAUAAGUAAGAAUUUUGAGCACCAUAUUACACAAUGUGAUGAUACAUGGUUGUCUGUCAACUAUAGGUAUGUUAUGAAGACUAGUUGAAGUUUUUUGACUGGAGAAUAUUAACAUGAAACUAGAAGAUACUUUUGUUUGAUGAAUAUUUCACUGAUACAGAAACAGCAGAUUGAAUUUCAUAAUCCUUCCUUGUGCUACAACUAAUAAUUGAAUAAUAAUAUAAUAAUUAUAACACAACUGAAAAAUAUGUAUUGUGAAAAUGGGUCAGUUUUAUGUAUGUAUGAAUAAUUGUAUGUAUGUGUGAAUGUAAUGAUAUUACAUAAAUAUAGAUUUUUCAUUUAACAGAUUUAUUUGAAUUGUCACUGCCGUUACUGUUCAUAUUGGGACAUAGGUUUGUGUUGUGUUAAGAUACUAUUUUUGAAACAAAAUAUGACAGUAUCUGCAGGCAGGACUUUGUUUUAUUUCAUUAUUCAAUACUUGUCAAUCUGAUCUAAAAAAUGUUUUUUGGUGCACAAUGUGUAUGUUAUUUUCAAAAAUUGCUUCCCCUACCAGUUACCUCAUAGUUACAAACAUGCCCAAAGGUACAUACAAAAGAAAAUGAUUGUUAUUAGCUGUAUAUUCUUAUGUAUUCCCUGCCUUUGCUCUGAAAGUUGUUGCUUAAAGUUUGGAGUGGUGCAUUUUUGGAAUGUACUACUCCAUUUCUUAUCUUCCGUCAUUGUGACUACCUUGCCAGCAGUUGUGCCGUAUUGGAAGCACCAUCUUGAAGUUGCUUACCUGUCUGCCCAUAUAAAUGUCACAUAGAAUACCCUUCUUCUUUUCUCUGAGCAAUUUACGGUGUUACUAGACUGUGUAAAACGCUAAGAUUUGGUGAAAUGUUACAUGUGUUCAGCAAACUAAAGGGGACACACAUUAACAGAGCAUAUAAAUAAUAAUUGACUAAUACACAUUGAUUUCUUAUUUGUUUUUAAAAUUUGUAAUAUUGUGGUAUGGCAAAAAUGUAAGGCAGUGGUGCCUCAUGCUGUACGCUGCCUGUCAUGGGUGCUUUUAUAAAUAACCAAUCAGUAUCUUUUAAUAAUUUGUCACUUGAACGGUAUGAAGUUUUUCUCAUAUUUUUUUAAAUGUUGGUGAGCAACAAAUAUGUUAAUUGUGCCAUUCCGUACAAUGCAUGCAGAAAACAAAUGAUAAUCAUUUGACUUCCUUUGUGAAAUGGGAGAAAUGUGUUUAACAACAAUUUACUUUCUUGAAAUAAGUUGUGUGUUCUCAGAUGUUUGCAUAUGGUAUUCAGUGGUUUGGUACUAUAGAUUAUUUGUAGUUUUUAAGCCUGAACUUGUGUAAUUUUUGUGCCUAAAAAGAUGUAUAUUCUCUUGUGUACCAUCUGCUGCAUUACAUUGUUGUAAGCAAGAAAGUCGAAUGUUUGAGCACUUUUCUCUCUCAAGAAACAAAUAUCUAUUUUUAGAUGUAAUGAACCAAACCUGCUUUUCAUAUGCCCUUUUUACAGAUUUAUACACCAGUGUAUUUUUAUUUGCUCAUAAACAUUAUAGAAAAUGUAGAUAAAUUAGGAGAAAUCUGUUACACCAAUACUGUUAAUUUAUUUUUGGUACUGUGACAGGAUUUCUUUGCAAAUGCCUCGUGGAAGAACCAAUAUUAUAUUGUCAAAUAGUUUCAUUGUAUCAUAGGUAAUCGUUUGGUUUAUUUAAAAAAUACAGUCUUAAAAUUUGGAUUUAAGGUUUAUUUCUUAAAAGCAUUGUACAGUGUUCAAGUAGAAAUAUUAUGACUUAACAUAUUGAAGUGUUAUUUUCACAGACAAUGUGCCUUUAAGUAUUAAUAUUCCUGUUGAUUUGGUCUUUACUGGCUAACAAUAUUUUGAAUCUUGGAAAAAUUCAUUCAGUAUUUUAAUCAUUCCUUUUGUUGGAACUGAAAUUUAAGUUAAUUUUCAGUGUUGUAUGAAGAAAUAUUUCUUGCAACCACUGUUUCUUUUGUGCUAGAAGCACUGACCUUUGAAGUUAUGAAAAUACUUGAAAUAAAAAUGUCAAAGUUUUGUGUUUGUUAUCAGUUAACUUUGUCAAGAGAAUAAUUUAAGGAACUACUUUUUGGGCCAGAAAUAUCCAGGAAUUCAGUAGAAAUUGAGUGUGAGCCAGUGGAUGUUGAGAAGGUGUGUACACCUUUAGCACCUGUUACACGAGGGUGAGGGUUGGCGUGAAGAACCAGUUUCACAGAGUAUUAUUGGAUGGGUGCAUAGUGUUGCAUCUUUUGAAGUUUUUGGCAAAUCAGCACUUAAUGUUCAAAAGAGAUUUUCCCAAAAAAUUGCCCAAACGUUUUUUGUGAAGCCAACACUAGCACAAUUCAUCCCUAUUCUUUAAAGCCUAUUCAUAGAUAUCCAAUAACAGAUUUGUUCUUUGUGUGUUCCACUUCAAAUUUUGUGUGCAGAAAACGUUCCAGCGUCCCAACUCAACAAAAUUUAUUUGGAUUAUUUAACACAAAAUAUAACUUCUCUUGAACUAUUCUCAAGUUAAAACUCAAAAUUUCACGUGAUGAGCUAUUGGCAACCUGGAAAUAGUCUGCUUGUAGCAUAUUCUUUUAUUUUCUUUAGCAACCAAGCAAAUGUCAUUUGUAUAAAAAGAAAUGCGUAAAUAUUACUAUUUUCAGGGGGAGGGAUGUCAUUAAAAUACAUCUUAAAAAACACUGUUGGGUGAUGUAGAGGCUGUGGGAUUAAAGGUACGUGUUGCGCAACUGGGUAGGGUAGCCUUUGACCAGGUCAUAAACAGUUCUUAAUGAUGCAAGAAUGAUUAUAAAUUUGUUAGAGGAGAAUGUGCUAACAAGAAAAUUUUUCUCAAAUAUAUUUUUAAUUCUCUUCUCCCUUUUUAGUGUCCUGGAUAGUCAAGUACCCAAAGUAUCUAUUUCUCAACUCCCCUUAUGUCAUUUCUGUAAGUAUUUGACAGAUUUUUGAAAGGGACUAUUUGAAAUUUAAUUUUUGUAAAAAUUAUCUCAGCAAGACAUCUGGCUCAUCUUUCAAUCAGUGUCAUUGUUACUUGGAUCUGAUGACCACCUGGAUUCCUAUAACAGCUGUCCAAAACAAAUGAAAUUAAUAAAAAUUCAAAUAUCAUUUAAAAUAUAGUUACAGGAAUGCAAUUGCUUCAAAAACCAAUUUAUGGAGCUACUGAAAGAAAUGUUUAAAAUACCAAAAUUGAAAAAAACGAAAAAAAAGAAAAA